AGAGAUAGAGAUAGAGAUAGAGAUAGAGAUAGAGAUAGAGAUAGAGAUAGAGAUAGAGAUAGAGAUAGAGAUAGAGAUAGAGAUAGAGAUAGAGAUAGAGAUAGAGAUAGAGAUAGAGAUAGAGAUAGAGACAGAGAUAGAGAUAGAGAUAGAGAUAGAGAUAGAGAUAGAGAUAGAGAUAGAGAUAGAGAUAGAGAUAGAGAUAGAGAUAGAGAUAGAGAUAGAGAUAGAGAUAGAGAUAGAGAUAGAGAUAGAGAUAGAGAUAGAGAUAGAGAUAGAGAUAGAGAUAGAGAUAGAGAUAGAGAUAGAGAUAGAGAUAGAGAUAGAGAUAGAGAUAGAGAUAGAGAUAGAGAUAGAGAUAGAGAUAGAGACAGAGAAAGAGAUAGAGAUAGAGAUAGAGAUAAAGAUAGAGAUAGAGAUAGAGAUAGAGAUAGAGAUAGAGAUAGAGAUAGAGAUAGAGAUAGAGAUAGAGAUAGAGAUAGAGAUAGAGACAGAGAUAGAGAUAGAGAUAGAGAUAGAGAUAGAGAUAGAGAUAGAGAUAGAGAUAGAGAUAGAGAUAGAGAUAGAGAUAGAGAUAGAGAUAGAGAUAGAGAUAGAGAUAGAGAUAGAGAUAGAGAUAGAGAUAGAGAUAGAGAUAGAGAUAGAGAUAGAGAAAGAGAUAGAGAUAGAGAUAGAGAUAAAGAUAGAGAUAGAGAUAGAGAUAGAGAUAGAGAUAGAGAUAGAGAUAGAGAUAGAGAUAGAGAUAGAGAUAGAGAUAGAGAUAGAGAUAGAGAUAGAGAUAGAGAUAGAGAUAGAGAUAGAGAUAGAGAUAGAGAUAGAGAUAGAGAUAGAGAUAGAGAUAGAGAUAGAGAUAGAGAUAGAGAUAGAGAUAGAGAUAGAGAUAGAGAUAGAGAUAGAGAUAGAGAUAGAGAUAGAGAUAGAGAUAGAGAUAGAGAUAGAGAUAGAGAUAGAGAUAGAGAUAGAGAUAGAGAUAGAGAUAGAGACAGAGAUAGAGAUAGAGAUAGAGAUAGAGAUAGAGAUAGAGAUAGAGAUAGAGAUAGAGAUAGAGAUAGAGAUAGAGAUAGAGAUAGAGAUAGAGAGAAAGAAGAUAGAGAUAGAGAUAGAGAUAGA
This is a messenger RNA of Wyeomyia smithii (pitcher-plant mosquito), 1110 nucleotides long. RefSeq names its product U1 small nuclear ribonucleoprotein 70 kDa-like. The annotation marks the transcript as partial. The transcript has a single exon. NCBI's taxonomy places the organism in Eukaryota, Metazoa, Arthropoda, Insecta, Diptera, Culicidae. The record is from RefSeq and is a predicted model, not a curated record.